Molecule: messenger RNA, 638 nt
Organism: Galeopterus variegatus (Sunda flying lemur)
Lineage: Eukaryota; Metazoa; Chordata; Mammalia; Dermoptera; Cynocephalidae
Gene: TMEM212
Product: transmembrane protein 212
Exons: 4
Coding region: 1-564 (187 amino acids)
Source: RefSeq, a predicted model, not a curated record
AUGAAGGGACUAUACCAGGUCGCUGGUCGAAUUCUCGUUACUCUGGGGAGUCUCAGUGUGUUCUCUGGAGUUACUGCUUUCUUCCCUGUCUUCUCUUACAAGCUUUGGUUCACAGGAUGGAGUGUUUGGACUGUUUGUCCCAUCUGGAAUGGAGCUUUGGCUAUCACAGCUGGUGUGCUUCUACUAUUGGCUUACAAAGAGUGGACCCACAGAUACCUGUGGGAAGCUAGUUUCACCUUUGUGCUUCUGAGCAUUAUGGGAUGUCCAUUUCAUUUUGCAAUAGCCUUGAAAUCUGCUCUCCUUGGCCCAUAUUGCUUCUACUCGUUUUCAGGGGUUGCAGGAAGCAAUUACCUUGGUUAUUCAGUUGCCUUUCCUUUUCCAUAUGCAAAAUUUCUUUCAGUUUGUGUGGACCCACCCCACUAUGGAGAGUACCACUUGACACUUCAAGCCCUUGACAUGUGUCUGAGCUUUGCCCUGCUAUGUGCAUCCCUGACAGUGUUCCUCAAGCUUUCUGCAAGACUUAUCCAGAAUGGACACAUAAAUGGUCAAAAGAAUGGACGUUAAAUUUGGAGCAAUGUUCUAAAAUUUGCCUUAUUUGUGGUUAUUAUUUUGAAACAUUUACAAAAUAAUUUUGGUCU